This is a messenger RNA of Cucumis sativus (cucumber), 1815 nucleotides long. Its product is annotated as cytokinin dehydrogenase 3. Gene Ontology annotation, biological process: cytokinin metabolic process. The transcript is spliced from 5 exons. The record is from RefSeq and is a predicted model, not a curated record. NCBI's taxonomy places the organism in Eukaryota, Viridiplantae, Streptophyta, Magnoliopsida, Cucurbitales, Cucurbitaceae. The coding region runs from base 57 to 1607 and encodes 516 amino acids. Gene Ontology annotation, molecular function: FAD binding; cytokinin dehydrogenase activity.
CCUUCACUUUUCUCUUGCCAACUCAAAAUCACAAUCCUCUUCUCUCUCUAAAAAAUAUGGCCAUCAACUUUCCCAUUCCAACUAAUUUCAUAGACAUGGUUUUCAAUAUCAACCGUCUCAAAUCCUUCUUGACCGAAUCCUUUUUCUCCGACCACCUCCCCACCCAUCUCCGCCACGACUCCACCGCCCUCUCCUCUGCUGCUACCGACUUCGGUCACCUCGUCACCAGCACACCCGCCGCCGUCCUCUUCCCCACCUCCAUAAACGACCUCGUUACUUUACUCAAACUCGCCAACUCCCGUUCUGUUCCUUUCAACGUUGCCGCCAAGGGCUGCGGCCACUCCGUCCACGGCCAGGCCAUGGCCGAAAAUGGGGUUGUCGUUGAAAUGACUUCCUUGAACAAUAAUCCCUCCAGAAUCUCUAUCUCUGGCUCCGCCGAUGCCGGAUUCUUCGCCGACGUCGGUGGUGAACAGAUGUGGAUCGAUGUACUUACUGCUACUCUUAAACAUGGACUUGCUCCGCCGUCUUGGACGGAUUAUCUUUAUCUUACCGUCGGCGGGACGUUGUCGAAUGCCGGAAUCAGCGGCCAAACAUUUCGUUAUGGCCCGCAAAUUUGUAAUGUUCUUGAACUCGACGUGGUUACAGGAAAAGGAGAUAUUGUAAGCUGUUCAGCAGAAAAAAACAAUGAACUCUUCAACUCAGUCCUGGGUGGUUUAGGCCAAUUUGGUAUCAUUGUUAGAGCUAGGAUUCCCUUAUUCCCAGCUCCAAACAGGGUUAAGUGGGUUAGAAUGUUGUACAACAAUUUUGAUGAGUUUGUGAAAGAUCAAGAAAAAUUAAUCUUAAAGAAUAGUAAUGAUGAUGGAGGAUUGAACUAUUUAGAGGGUUUGCUUCUAAUGCAUGAUGGCCCCCCAGACAAUUGGAGAUCCUCUUUUUUUCCACCUUCUCAUCACUCUACAAUCAUCUCUUUGGUUAACCAACACUCCAUUAUAUACUGCCUAGAAGUUGCUAAGUAUUACGACGAUCGCUCUCGACAUACCAUCGACAAGGAGCUUGAUAAUUUGUUGAAAGGGUUAAAUUUUCUACCGGGAUACAAAUUCGAGAAAGACGUAUCAUACGUUGAAUUCUUAAACAGGGUUCGAGGUGGAGAAUUGAGUCUCCGAUCUCAAGGGUUAUGGGACGUUCCUCAUCCAUGGUUAAAUCUCUUCGUACCGAAAUCUCGUAUCGCCGAAUUCAACUCGGGUGUUUUUAAGGACAUUAUUCUCAAAAGAAAAAUUGCCAAUGGACCUAUACUCAUCUACCCCAUGAAUAGAAACAAGUGGGAUGAUAAAAUGUCAGCAGUUAUACCAGAAGAAGAAGUAUUUUACACAAUAGGGUUUUUGAAUUCAAGUGGAUAUGAUAAUUGGGAAGCCGUCGAAGAACAAAACAAAGACAUAUUAAGGUUCUGUGAUAGUGUGGAUAUGAAGAUCAAGCAAUAUCUUCCUCAUUAUAAUACAAAAGAAGAUUGGGAAAAACAUUUUGGAAAUAAGUGGAAAAUUAUUCAAGAUAGAAAAAAUCAAUUUGAUCCUAAAAUGAUUUUGUCUCCUGGACAAAAAAUUUUUAAUUCUUGAAGUCUUUUUUCUUUCUUUCAAAAUUAUUAUUAUUAUUAUUAUUAAUAUAUUAUUCUCUUUAAAUUUUUCUUCUUCUUUCUUUUGGGUCUAGGGACUAUCAAGGAAUAUUUGGUGUAUGUAUUAUAAUUAUGUAAUAUUUAUUGGAAUUAGAAUUUGAAUUUUCAAUUGUCUCUAUUACAGUACGUGAUAGAGUCAAUUUUAGUUGAUA